AUGCCUGCUACAAGACUCUCGUCAACGCGGAACAUCCAGCCUCAAAGGAAGAGGCUAACGCGCUCACCAAACAAGGCCAUCCCACGAAUCAAGAACUCUGCCCAAGACAAGCUCACAGGUCGCGCAAGUCGAACCGAGACAAACUCUUCGUCUUCAACUCGGCGGAAACGUUCUCAUGACUAUGAUGCAGUCGCUACUCCCCUCAUCGUCCAGAAAAGAAGAAAGACCAGCCUGGGCGUGUCGACAGACUUGACACCCUCUGUGACGCCCUCCACCAUCAUCAUCCAGGUCCCUACAAAGAAGCUCACAGUAUUCGUAUUUGGAACUGGCGAAGCCGGCGAGCUAGGACUUGGCCCAAUAAAGCAGGAAGCCUUGAGCCCUACCCUUAACUCGUGUCUUGAUGCUGGCCGUCCUUCUGCCUUCCAUAUUGUCCAACUUGCCUGCGGCGGUAUGCAUACGGUUGCCUUGACGGCGGAUAAUAAGAUCAUCACUUGGGGGGUGAAUGAUGAGCACGCUCUUGGACGAGAUACGCAGUGGGAGGGCAAACUAGAAAGCGUCGACGCUGGCUCAGAGGACGGCGACGAUGAUGACGAGAAGGCAGACAUGAAUCCCUACGAAUCAACCCCUGGAGAGGUUCCGUCAAAAUAUUUUCCUACGGGCAUUCGAUUUAGCCAGGUCGCUGCUGGUGAUAGCUGCAGCUUCGCGCUCACUACUACUGGUCUUGUCUACGGAUGGGGCACCUUUCGUGACUCCAGUGGCAACAAAGGUUUCAGGUAUGAUGAGCCUGGAGACACUGUCGAAAAUCAAGCAACACCAUAUCAUAUUCAGGGCCUCCAAAACAUCACCCAGAUUUGCUGUGGCGACAAUCACGCAUUGGCUCUCGAUAGCAGUGGGAACAUCUGGGCCUGGGGCUGCAAUGACCAAUAUCAAUUUGGCCGCCGUCUCGUUACACGCAGUGACAAACCCCCCCUAAUACCGCAGCAAGUUCGAGUAUGUCGCAAUAGGGCUAAAUACAUUGCAUGUGGGGGCGAUCAUUGUUUUGCAGUCGAUUGGGACGAUAACGUGUAUGGCUGGGGUGCGAACAACUUCGGCCAAGCUGGAGACGCUUCCAGUGCUGGAACCAACUCGGCGUUCGUGCCACCAACCAAGAUCCGAAGCCUCUGCCAGAAGCAAGUAGUAGUCCUGGACGGCGGUGCGCAUCACUCUGCUGCCGUGACGGCUGAUGGUAGUUGCUUAGUUUGGGGUCGAAUCGAUGAUGGUCAAUUAGGCGUGGACUUUACACCCGAGCAGUUGCAAGACUCGACGCUUAUUCGGCACGAUGAGCGUAGCAAGCCUCGCAUUUGCUUACGCCCUGCCAUGAUUCCUACUAUUCAACAAGCCAAUUUUGUUGCAUGUAGCUCGGAUCAUACCAUCUUGAUUGAUAAGGCUGGCAACGCUUACUCCUCCGGCUAUGGCGACCAGGGUCAACUUGGCCAUAACUCUACCGACACUGUGAAGGUUAUGCGGCGCAUCAAAAGAGAGAGCGUGGAUGAUACGAGAAUGACUUGGGCGGGAGCCGGCGGCCAAUUUUCCAUCAUUGCUGGGCCUGCUAAGAGCGAGGCGCCUUUCUGGGCUCUGUGUUCCUCUUUGUCUCCGAACCGCGCAUCCAUGAUCGUCGAUUGA
Messenger RNA from Pochonia chlamydosporia 170, 1662 nucleotides. Its product is annotated as regulator of chromosome condensation. The coding region runs from base 1 to 1662 and encodes 553 amino acids. Gene Ontology annotation, molecular function: guanyl-nucleotide exchange factor activity. NCBI's taxonomy places the organism in Eukaryota, Fungi, Ascomycota, Sordariomycetes, Hypocreales, Clavicipitaceae. The record is from RefSeq and is a predicted model, not a curated record. Gene Ontology annotation, cellular component: cytoplasm. The transcript has 2 exons.